AUGCAACGAAGCCUUCUUCGUCAAACAAGCCUUGUUGACUCGGGCCUUUUUUUAAAGAACAGAAAGUAUUUAAUCGGAGGAAACAAUAUUCAAAGGAGAUUUAAUCAAACUUCAUCAUCAAAUAAUAAUGAAUUUAUUUCCGAUUUAAAAAAGAGAGGAAUUUAUAAUGAUGCUACUUCGGGAUUUGAUAAUUUAAUGCAAGAAAUGAACAGUGGUAGUGAAUUGGCCAAGUCUAUUGGUAUUUAUGCUGGUUUUGAUCCUACAGCUUCGGGGCUUCAUGUUGGCAAUUUGCUUGUUCUUCAAACUUUGAAGAGAUUCCAAUUGGCUUUUAAUCCAAAGAAUGUUCAUAUUUAUUGUCUUGUUGGUGGUGCAACUGGUAGAAUUGGUGAUCCAAGUGGCAGAAAAACAGAGAGACCUCUCUUGGAUGAAUCAACAAUUAAUAAUAAUAUUGAAGGAUUGAAGAGAGAAAUGAAUUCUUUCUUCUCCUCUAAGAACAAUGUCACAGUUGUCAAUAAUGCUGAUUGGUUGGGAGAAAUGAAAAUGAUUGAUUUAUUGAGAAAUGUUGGAAAAUAUUUCCAAAUUGCUAACAUGUUAAGAUUGGACAGUGUUAAAUCUAGAGUUGAAAAUGCUGAUGCUGAUAAUGGUGGUAUGACUUUUACUGAAUUUUCCUACUCACUUUUCCAAAGUUAUGAUUUUUUCCAUUUAUUGAACUCAAAUAACGUAAGACUUCAAAUUGGAGGAUCUGAUCAAUGGGGAAAUAUUACAAGUGGAUUGGAAUUCAUAAAGAAAAAGCAAACAGCCAUGCCAGAAAGUUGUCAAUCAGUAUGCAGUGGUAUGACAAUUCCUUUACUCACAACUGCUGAUGGAGUUAAAUUUGGUAAAUCUAUGGGUAAUGCUGUCUGGCUCAAUCCUGAAAUGACUUCUGUCUUUGAUUUUUAUCAAUAUUUCCUCAGAGUUCAAGAUGCUGAUGUGGAGAAAUUAUUGAAAAUGUUAACAUUUGUUAGCUUGGAAGAUAUUGACCAAAUCUUACAAGAACACAAUCAGCAACCAGAAAAGAGAAUUGCUCAACAAAGACUUGCUGAAGAAUUAACAACACAAAUUCACGGAAAGGAACAAUUGGAAAAGGUACAAAAAUGUACAAAUUUAUUAUUUGGAGCUAGCAGUGAGGAAGCAAUUGAAAUUUUAAAGACCUUAUCAAAGAAAGAUAUUACAUCACUAAUGAAGGAUUCUGUUGGUGGACAAGUACCAAAGGAAGAUCUUUUAUCUAAGCCAAUUAUAGAUAUUGCUUUAGCUCUCAAGCUUGGACCAUCCAAAUCUGAAUUGGGUAAAUUGAUCAAGAGUGGAGGUUUUUACAUUAAUUACAAGAGACAAAUAGAUCCAAAAUAUGUCAUGACAGAAGCUGAUCUUGUGGCAGGUAAUGGAUCAAUUGCUGUAUUGAGAUUAGGAAAGAAGAAUUAUCAUUUAAUUGAGGCUAUAUAA
Messenger RNA from Naegleria gruberi, 1479 nucleotides. RefSeq lists its product as uncharacterized. NCBI's taxonomy places the organism in Eukaryota, Heterolobosea, Eutetramitea, Acrasida, Naegleriidae. Gene Ontology annotation, molecular function: tyrosine-tRNA ligase activity; RNA binding; ATP binding. Gene Ontology annotation, cellular component: mitochondrion; cytosol. The coding region runs from base 1 to 1479 and encodes 492 amino acids. The record is from RefSeq and is a predicted model, not a curated record. Gene Ontology annotation, biological process: tyrosyl-tRNA aminoacylation. The transcript has a single exon.